Messenger RNA from Cucumis melo (muskmelon), 1635 nucleotides. RefSeq lists its product as uncharacterized. The transcript has 8 exons. NCBI's taxonomy places the organism in Eukaryota, Viridiplantae, Streptophyta, Magnoliopsida, Cucurbitales, Cucurbitaceae. Bases 1 to 1431 code for a protein of 476 amino acids. Gene Ontology annotation, molecular function: heme binding; oxidoreductase activity, acting on paired donors, with incorporation or reduction of molecular oxygen; monooxygenase activity. The record is from RefSeq and is a predicted model, not a curated record.
AUGGACAGGGAAUUGGUGACACUUUGUUCAGAGUUUUUGAAUAGCGAGACGAACACGACGGAGACAGUGAUAGAGUGGAGGAUGGCGGAAUUGAUAGCGAAUGAGGAAGUUCAGAGGAAGAUUGUGGAAGAAAUUAAAGAGACGGUUGGUGAGAGAAAAGUAGAGGUAACCGAAACCGAGAGGAGGAGAAAAAGAAAGGAGAAGAAGAAGAAGUCGCCGCCGUUGAAAUUUCCUGUUGUUCCGCCGCCGUCCGUCGCCGACCGCCCUCGCCGUUGUUCCUCGUCGCCGUCUGCCACUUUAGCCAUUAUGUCAUAUCGACGAUCAAAUUUUAUGGAGACGGACGAUAUGUUCCUCCAGUUUGAGGACAAUUUAGAUAAUAACAUCGCAGGAGGGUCAUCAUCUGUGGGCGACAAUACGGGGUCUUCUUCUCAACAAACGACUCCGACUCCUAGGAGACGUGCGCAGUCUCGACUCUUGGAGUUAGAGCGCCACGUUGCAAUAAAUGGGCGCAUUCCGAUGACGAUCGCCCCUAGAGCGGAAAAGCCUAUUUCUCCACACGUCGUUCGCUUCAGCCAGGCGAUAGGCGUGUGCGUGCGAAAGACAUUUCCCGUCCGCUGUCUUAAGUGGACGGACGUUGAGAGAGAAUACAUUGAGGUCGUCAAGGGCGACCUCCAGCGAUUCUUUGUGCUUGAUUUCAAUGAUCAAGCAAUGAACAGGUUUGUUGAGCAUCAGAUGCUCACGAACUUUAAAGAGUUCCGGGCCGACUGUCAUAAACAUUUCAAAAAGUACAGCGACCCGGAGGAGGCUCGUGCCAACCCACCAAACGCAUUGGUUGGACGUGAUGAGGAUUGGCACUUCCUCUGCGACCAUUAUAUCAGCCGUGCAUUCCAGGAGCAAUCACGGACAAACAAGGCUGCUAGACAGAAGCAGCCUUACAAUCAUAGUAGCAGGUCCAAGUCGUUUCUACAAUUACAGUAUGAGCUCGCUGAAAGAAGAGGGCAGCCGGUCGAUCGUGUGGAAUUGUUCCGGGAAACACACGUUCGAGCUGGGACAUUCGUAUCGCAAGCCGCCGAGGAUGCGCAUAAUCAAAUGCUGGAACUCCAAUCCCAGCCUAUCCCAGAGGGUAGUCAGCCACUCUCUGAGGAUGAGAUAUGCGAUCAGGUGUUGGGUAGACGACCAGGCUACUCAAAAGGCCUUGGUUGGGGACCCAAGCCGAAGGCCCGCAGAACGGCAAGUGCAAGCAGUUCGUCGACAUCUUGUUCGCAGUCCACACAAAAAGAGAUUGAAUUACAAGCUAAACUUCAUGAAGCUUUGGAACGGAUUGAAGUACAAGAUAGAAAUCACCAAGCAUUAGCUUCACAAGUGGAAGCUAUGAAAAAGAUGAUUGAAGACCUAACUCGUGCACAACAGGGACCACCACAUGAUCCCUAGCUCUGCGGACCGAAGGUGUAGAAUGACGCGCAUACGCACCUCGUUGGGAGAUUUUUCAUUAUGUUUAUGUUUUUUCUAUAUUGAGAACUAUAUUUUGUUGUAGUCAACUUAUUCGUAUUAUUAAUUUUAAUUCUAUUUUUUAAAUUUGUGUUUGUAUAUUUAUUAAUUUAUUUUAAUUUAAUCCAAAACGUCGCAAAAUUUUUU